AUGGCACCAAAGGUGUUCCUCUCCGGCGGCGAGGUAGACGCACGAAGAAGAGCGGAGAUGUCGGCGGCUGUGUCCCAUGCACCGGCUUCAGCCGCUUCAGCAGCUGCAACAAGAGCAACUGCAGACGUCGAGGCACCUACUCUCGAUCCCACACGCGACCAACUGCGGCCAGGAGGGCACGCGACAACGUCGGGAGACGCUGCAGCGGUAGAGCUGGCGACCGACCUGGAUGCUGGCGACGCUGCUGCCCCUGCUGGCAGCGAGCAGCCUAAUAACACGCCGCGAGGGCGGGAAGGAUCCAGUCUUCCUCUUCUGUCUGGAAUGGCGGCUAUGAUGUCCAUGAUCUUCAUCCUCGGCGACCUCGUGAACAAGCGCAUGCUCCAUCCUGUUAGCACCGGGGUGUUUCUGCUGUCGGUGAGCUACUGCGUGGCGAUGCUGAGGCGACAGUGGGCAAGCACCGGCGGAGGCACGCGGGAGGGGUGUAACAACAGCUUCACCAAGGAGGCGCGAGAGGAGUUGAUCACGUACUUCGUGUUCGGUGCAGGCCCGGAAGGACUGCCAACGGAGGCGGGGGCGGGAGCGGGGGCGGGGGCGGGAAAGAAGGGAAACCGCCCAAAGCAACAAGAGCGGGGCAACGGUGCAUCGGGUGACGAGCUUCAGCUACUCCGGCUGGUCCUGAGCUACCGAGAGCAACCGGUGAAGGUGAAGGCGGCGGCAGAGGAGGACGACCCGGCCAGGGCUUGCGACUCGGGAGAGUGGUCGACGGGUCAAGCGUGCAUCGUGUGCUUCGGCGACUACGAGCCCGGAGACCGGUUGGCCCGCCUGCCGUGCCGGCACGUGUACCACGCACAGUGCAUCGACGAGUGGUUGGACAGGGCGAAACUCCCUAGCUGUCCGUUGUGCAAGACGGACCUCCGCCAUGCAACGCCCCCCGAUGAUCCCUGUAGGAGCAUCUCUACUGCUGGUGGGGGCGGUACGAGUGCCAAUGCUGCCAGAGUUGGAGGAGGCAGCGGCGGCGGCGGCGGGGAGAGGGUCGAGUUUACGGGUGACAACGCCGUGUAA
This is a messenger RNA of Ectocarpus siliculosus, 1062 nucleotides long. The record is from the annotation of a GenBank genome assembly. Lineage: Eukaryota; Phaeophyceae; Ectocarpales; Ectocarpaceae.